This is a messenger RNA of Staurois parvus, 990 nucleotides long. NCBI's taxonomy places the organism in Eukaryota, Metazoa, Chordata, Amphibia, Anura, Ranidae. The record is from the annotation of a GenBank genome assembly.
AUGGAGAAGCCUACCUAUGAUUUAUCUCGACUACGCAGCUCCUCUGUGGAGAUCAGGGAGAAGGGGUCAGAGAUCCUGAGAGAGGAGCUUCUCAAGGCUCAGAAGGAGUUGAAGCUGAGAGAUGAAGAGUGUGAGAGGUUAUCAAAGGUCAGAGAGCAGCUGGAACAGGAACUAGAGGAGCUGACGGCUAGUCUUUUCGAGGAGGCUCAUAAAAUGGUGCGUGAAGCUAAUAUGAAGCAGGCUGCAUCUGAAAAGCAACUGAGAGAAGCCCAUGGGAAGAUUGACAUGCUGCAGGCUGAAGUUUCUGCUCUGAAGACACUGGUCAUCACUUCGACUCCAUCUUCCCCAAACCGCGAACUGCACCCCCAGUUACAAAGCCCUUCGAAGAAUGCACUACGCAAAGGCCAUGCUCGCAACAAGAGCACAGGUUGUGCUGCUGUCGUGCCAGUUGCCCCUCCAGCCCAGCCAAUCAACACAGAGGGCAAAGAGCUUCCACAGGUGGACACCCUCCUCUACUCAGAAUUUCUUGGAUGGAAGGAGAACCCAACUCUAGAUAAAUCCAGCCUCUUCCUGUCACGUAUCUACCAAGAGGAUAUUACGCCUUGCUUGGACUUUGCAAAAAGGGAGUUGGCAGAACAAGUUCUUGCAGCAGUAGAAGACAAUACAUUGUCCGUGGAACCAGUCAUUCAGCCUGCACUUCCCGUCGUGAAAGCAUCAGCUGUAGAACGUGGAGGGCCCAGGAAAUGUGCCCUCAGUGGCCUUUCACGUUCAUGUCGCCAUCGGAUUAAGCUGGGGGAUUCUGGGAAUUAUUACUUCAUCUCACCCUCCUGUAGAGCCAGGAUAACAGCUGUAUGCAAUUUCUUCACUUACAUUCGUUAUAUACAGCAAGGGCUGGUGCGCCAGGACACUGAGCUUAUAUUCUGGGAGAUCAUGAGACUUCGCCGUGAGAUGUCAGUGGCAAAACUUGGCUUCUACGUCAUUGAAUCUUAG